Molecule: messenger RNA, 510 nt
Organism: Gossypium arboreum
Lineage: Eukaryota; Viridiplantae; Streptophyta; Magnoliopsida; Malvales; Malvaceae
Exons: 1
Coding region: 1-351 (116 amino acids)
Source: RefSeq, a predicted model, not a curated record
AUGGAGGGUUUCAGAUCCAAAUCAUACAGGGAUGGUGAGAUGCAGAUGGAUAGCUACUACUAUCAAGCUAAAGAAGGAGGGCCAAGGAACAUGCAAGACCUCCGAUGCUACAGUGCCAAUUAUGCCAACUCUGUUCAACCACCAAAUCAGCUGGGCAAGGAAAUUAAGAUGAAGAAAAGCAAAAGCACUUUUGGGUCUUCUUCAAAAUCAUGGAGCUUCAAUGAUCCGGAGCUGCAGAGGAAGAAAAGGGUUGCUGGUUACAAGGUUUACGCGGUUGAAGGCAAGAUGAAAGGGUCUUUAAGGAAAAGCUUUAGGUGGAUCAAAGACUAUGUAUUGUAUGGGUGGCGCUGAUUCUCUGCUGCUUGUCUCGAUUUUUCUUUUUCUUCUUCGUUGGGGUUUGUGUUUGACUAUGUCGGUGGAUGGCAACUUUGGGAUAUGCGAAAUUUCCUUGAAUCUGGAAUUUUUCAUAAGCUUUUACAAUAUAUAUAGCAUAAAGUAUACUUUGUAGAA